CGACGACAUGCAUCACGGCUGGGGCUGCUGGCGGUCUCCGAGGAUCGCUGGUAACAUGACAGACCAGCGGCAGUCGCAGGGUGCAGGAUAUACAUGUUGGAUUUCCUAUCGGUCGUCCGGCUCCUCUCCAUCGUCCACUUACUGCCGUGGCUGCACUCCUCGUCGCCAGGGCCCCGCCAUGCGGCCGACUCCGUGCUGGGGCAACUUCGCGACGCAGAUGCAAUGCCAUGGCGACUCCUCGCCGCCAGCCGAUACCAUGGCUAUGCCUCCGCUGCCGAAUCAGUGCCACGGCUUUCCCCGUCAUCCCCAAUCACGUCUCUCGUCGCUAGCCAGAUUCCUCGUCGUCGACUCGAACUAGUUGGUCACCUCGACAGCACUCUCGGCCAGAGCGAUCUUCGACUACGGGGCAGAGCAGAUGUGCUGGACGGCAGUAGCCCGUUGGUGGUGAGGUACUCGACAUACCACACCGUGCGGCGUGGGUGAGGGUCGUACGAUUCAAGCGCCAGACUGCGGCUCAUGGUUGGAUGCAGUUUGGCGAUGCGCACCUACUAGGUGUCGGCGAUACUGAGUCUAAAAGCGUCGUCAUCUCGCCAUUCGGGCGGGAGCACGCGUGCAGCGAUUCAAGGCCAAGACUGCAGCGAUUCAUGGUCAAGGCUGCAGCAGCGGCAGUGGUGGCAGCCAGCGCCCUAUUGUGCAGCAACCUUUGUGUGCUUAUGCUGCAUUACCCUACUACGCAUCGAUGGGAUUUCGAGUGGCUUUAGCAUUUAGCUACUUAGCCCGUGACCUCCUAACUACGCACAGGUGCUAUUCUCUUGACGAUAGGCAUUGCCUGUACGCAUCUGGCCGUCGU
This is a messenger RNA of Paraphaeosphaeria sporulosa, 850 nucleotides long. RefSeq lists its product as uncharacterized. The record is from RefSeq and is a predicted model, not a curated record. The transcript is spliced from 2 exons. Lineage: Eukaryota; Fungi; Ascomycota; Dothideomycetes; Pleosporales; Didymosphaeriaceae. The coding region runs from base 94 to 483 and encodes 129 amino acids.